Molecule: messenger RNA, 1713 nt
Organism: Diversispora eburnea
Lineage: Eukaryota; Fungi; Glomeromycota; Glomeromycetes; Diversisporales; Diversisporaceae
Source: the annotation of a GenBank genome assembly
AUGUCGCAAACCGCUACUACAAAAAGAACUUCAUGGUUUGAAACGAUCAAAGAUGCGCUUGUAAAUACUUUUCAAAAGACUAAUACUGAUGUUAGAGAAGUGUUGCAAACUGCAGCAAAAAGGGUUGAAGAUAUAAAAAUUGAUGACGUAAUUUUGGCUUUUAAAGAUUUGAAUGAUAUUGUUCUACCAAGAGCUUCAAUUGAAAUAUGUGAACAAGAAUUAAAAUUUAUUAAAGAUAGAAGACAAAUUAUCCAUGAAAAUUUUGCAAAAUAUGUUGGAGUUGAUGUCAGUGAAAUUCAUGAAGAUGAUAUUCCAGUAAUGGCAUUUAUGGGAAGUGGUGGAGGAUUUAGAGCUAUGAUUGGUCUCAGUGGUGGUAGUUUAUGUUUAGCUCAACUAUUUUCAUCAAGAUGUCAAUCAACCGAGAAUCCACUUCAGACAUUAUUGGAAUUUUAUAGAACUAAACUUUCCUCUAGUAUUAUUAAUGCUCAUGGUAUUUUACAAGGACUUGCUGAUACUACUAAUCAAAAACUUGCUGUUGGAUUAUCAUUUGGUUCAUUAAUUCAGAAAAAAGCUUCCGGGGUAGAAUUAUCAAUUAUGGAUAUUUUUGGUGCUUUAUUAGCAGCUAAACUUAUGGUUAGAACUGAUCCCACAAAUCAACUUGGGGAUUUUAAAUUAAGCGAACAACAAAAAUAUAUUGAAGGUGGAAAAAGUCCUAUGCCUCUUUAUGUUGCAGUUUCUCAUAUUCGUCCAUGGAAAGAUAUUCUUGAACCAGAGGAAGCAGCAUUGAUUCCAGAUUAUGAUCAAGUUUACGAAGCACAUAUAAAGAAGAAAGAUUACUAUCAAUGGUAUGAAUUUAGUCCUUAUGAAAUUGGAUCCGAUGAACUUCCAGCAUGGAUUCCUUCUUGGGCAUUUGGUAGAAAAUUUAAAUCUGGAAAAACUGUUGAACGAUUCCCUGAACAAAACUUUUGUUUAUUAAUGGGAUUAUUUGGUUCUGCACCAGCUGCUCCAUUUAUAGAAGAUCUUAAAGAGAUAGCAGUAUUCCUUCCCGAAGGAAAAAUUAAAGAACAUUUUAAAUCUGCAUAUGAAAAUGUACAUCAGAAUCAACAAGUAGUUGAAGGAUCUCAUCCCAUUCCACCUCCCCAUAAUCACAAUUUCGCUUAUCGUGUUAAACCACCACCAUAUAAACUUGGACAUACUAAUAAUGAAGUACUUGACCUUCUUGAUGCUGGAUUAUCCAAUGAUUUUCCUAUGUAUCCAAUUUCUCAUCCAAGUCGAAAAGUUGAUUUAGUAAUUGGAUUUGAUUGUUCUGCUAGUGUCAUUGAUCAUAGCAAUUUUGAUACAGCACAAGACGCAUUCUGUACUCGUCGAGGAUUUAAAAGAACUACUCGAGAUGAAACUAACAAAUAUUGUGAAGUUUUUGAUUAUAUACCAGUUGGUAAAACUGAUGAUGAAUACCUAACUCCAGCUCAAAAACAAUUCGUAUUUUGUUUAUUGCAAUAUGUACAUAACGAUAAAGUUGAUCCAAAUUUUGAACCCGCUAUUGCUGAUUUCGCUACUUUAAAUAAGUUCGCUUAUACAACUGAAAAUGUUGAUUUAAUGAUUAAAUUAGCAAAACAAAAUUGGAAGGAUGGUGAAGAAAAGGUUAAAGAAAUUGUAAUUGAUACUUGGAAGAAAAAGAAGGAAGCAAGAUUGAAUGGAACUGUUUUUCCAUAA